AUGGGUAGGUUUUAUUUCCAGACCUAGUCGCCAUAUCUUUGAACUAGUACUCUUAAUUAAGAUAGUUGUGCUUGCUUCGCUAUGUUAUAUUAUUUUGUGCAUAUGUGCACAAACACAACGCAUAAUCUUGUUUGCUUUUCCUUGGAAGUAUUAGGAUUCUCGAACCGAUAGGCAAAAUUCUCCACACCUCUUAGCUUAGGAAGUUGUUAAACCGAAAUUGGUGGAAUUCCCUUCAAACAAUGCUAGCAUUAAGAUUCAAAUUUGAAGCUUAAUGCUAUCAUUCAUGUGAGCAAAAUGUAUUUGUCCUGACUUUAUUUGGAAUUUGACGCCUUAACGAGUGACUCGUCAGUUUGCUUCUGGGUCCCUUCUCAAGUUGAUUUUGCAGCAUUUUCUUUAUAAUGGGUGUCAUUCCGUGAGUGAGAAUCAGUCACAUCUGGCCUCCACUAAUUUUGAUUUAAAAUACGCUGUACACUCUGUGGAUGUCCCAGGUGGCCGCCCACGUUAAGGAUUAAGUUUUUUAAAACUUUUUGUUCUCGAUGCCUUUUACCAUUUAGUUUUUUAUCUGUCCACUAAAGGACAUCGGAAACAGGGAUCCCCUUGAAAAUUGAUGCACAUCACGCUUUGGUAAUUAAGAGGCAGUAGUAUGUGCACGCUUCCAUAAUGUUCGAACGUUAAAGUAGUGCCUCACAGUAUAUGUUGUGGAAUAGCAUGUGUACUUGGAAGUCGACUUUUCGACCGUGACAACAGUAGCUUAACUAUGUUUAAAUAUAUAUUUAAAUAACUGGCGUGCUCUGUAUUCAAAAGUGAUACAAUAAAAACGAGAAGACUCUUCAGUAGAAUCGAGUUGUACUCGUGAAUUUUCAAGUUGGUAACACUUACUCGUUAUCCGUCGUCUACACUAGGUGUUUCUGUGCGAAUGUUUAUGCUUCCGGUCCCAGCUGGUGGUCGAAGUGAUGAUUGGCUGAAUGAUGGGAGACAAGCCCCAAACAGUGCUGUAUCAUUCUACCACCAUACGCUAUCACCUCCCUUCUGUUAUCACAGCUUAGCAUAUUUUGGCCUGGUGGGUGGUGGCCUGUUCGGGAUCUUUAUCACCCAUACUUAGCGUCGGGAAGCCAAUGGAUCGGUGUGCACCUAUGUUGAGUGAAUAUAUGUAUAUAUGGGAUCAGUUGAUUGCUGUUCUUAUUAUCUGCUCAGGCAAAGUAAAGAAGGUAGGGAACUCGCAGUCCGGAAGGAUUUUUGUUUGAUAAAGUGAGGGAUAGCCGGGAAAGUUUCACGAUUAUGGUUCGACAGUCUUCUACGCUGUUGUCCACUGGUAUCAAAUUUGCGGAAUUUUAACUAAGAUGGAAAGUACAUUAUGAUAGCACGUGUGUUUUAGACUAAAAUAUUCCGCUUAUGAUUUUGCAGUUUGUCUUGCUAUUUGUCCAACUGUUGACUUGGACGGCUGCAGAUGUUCAUUCAACCUAUCCAUUUGCCGGAUUAAUUAGUGAUUGUACUAUCUGCUCGCGCAAAAUAAAGUAUGUGGGAAAUUCAGACGAUUAAAUACGUUUUUUCUGUUGUAUUGAGGAAUGACCGCGCAAGGUUGGUGAAGAUAACACUGCCGUCGCUGCCGACGACGUCCACUGCUGUUUCGUUUUGGGAAUUCUAAUUAUAAGAGAAUAAUGUAGUAUAAUGAAUGGAAAAGUAUUGAAUGUAUGCGUUUUAGAACGAAAAGUUUUAUUUGUGGCACUACAGGCUGUUCUUUUAUUUACUAUGUCAUUAAAUAACUUUUUAACAUUGGCCGUUUAAUUUUGUUCAACUUAGACUGCGGUAGGUUGCUCACCCGAUUUUACUCACAGAGCCCACUUAUAGCGUUCGCAGAAGAAAUUGCGCACAUACAUGAGGGUUUAGACGCCUGCAUUUUAAACUCUCUACUUAUGAAAUUGCUUUAAUGCCAGCACCCACAAAAUAAGAGGGUUGUUGAUAGGAAUUUUGAGGAAAACCUUAUGAGUCGUAUGUGAAUAAACAUAUGACAAUUUGCACCACACACAUGUCUUUCGGAAAGGCCACUGUUUAGAACUAUUGGUCUCGGGAAUACUUGAAGAAACAUAUCCUUUUAAACAGACAAAUUCUUAUUUUAUGUCUACAAGUGAGAUUUUUAUAUUUAUCUCUUCAUCCUGCAGGCAAGAUAAACUGCCUCGUUUGUCAUCGGCGGUGUAGGGGCACUGUCCUAAAAAUUGACCAGGAACACGUUCAUAAGGGGUGUUUCAAGUGUUCAAGUAAGCACGCGGUUAGUGUCUUCACAUUUUGCCACAGAGUGUGGCAAGGCCCUAGAAGAGGCCAAAUUUCACAUGAAAGGGAAGCAACUUUAUUGUCAGGAGGACUUUCGCCGGGAAUUCAGCCUAAAGUGCAGCGGUUGCGGCAUGUCUCUGGAAGGCAAUGUGAGCACGGCCUUAGAGAAAUCUUUUCAUCCUGACUGCCUUCGAUGUCAUGUGUGCAGGCAAGUUGACGCUGCUUACAAUUUUUCUUGGAUUUUGUUUUGCACUUUGAGGUCAAAAGCGUUAGAGAACUUCAUCAUAUAAGCUUUCGUUAACUUAAACUUUUGCAAAUGCGUUCCCUGUCUAGUACGGCAAGAAGUAGUGUCGCGAAAGACAGCGAUGACCUUCGCAUGAUAUUUAGACUAUCAUGAGGAAAUUUGCGCACGCUUGACCUUAAAAGCAUCUUAGAGAGUAAUCACGAUUCAGUAGUACGAUGAGAUCGAGACAACUAGGAGAGGAUCGGUAGUUUUUGCAUAGAAAACCAGUCAAAAUGCAACAAGAUACAACUGGUUUCCCUAUCACUAAAGGGUUUCGCAUAAGAUUUUGAAGCCUUUUCUUAUCUAAGCAGCAGGAAGUUCCGGAUAAGCAUCUUUCGAAAUUACCAUGAAUAGAUAACUCAUUUAAUCUGAGGUGGUUCCAUUAGCAUAAUUCGAUACAUUUCACUAGGAACCUGCCAAACAGGCGCCUCCAUCGAUUAGGUUUAUAACGUUUAACAAGCUCUUUAACUUUCCCAGUUCUGUAUCGCUUCUGUAUCCUGAGCAUACUGUAAACGCUAAGCUUCAAUACGGGCAUGUAGCUAUUCGGAAACUGAUGACACCUGCGGAGCUUUAACCCCGAUUUUGACGAGUUUAUUUACACUGAAGACGCGUUCAGCUUUGUCCCCGUUCAAAGGCCUCUUCAUGCGGGCUUAUGAUGUUAGCCUGGCAGAAUGAGGGUUUUUGCGCCCAUAAGAGUAAUUAUCAUUUUCUGGUUAACCACAACAUGUUCGUUGCAAAGCCUAAAAUACAAAAGAAAUAGCUGUGAGGCCCAGCAGUUAAAGGCACUAAGGUCUCGCUCAGCAACAGCAAUGCCAACUUAAACGUUGCGGAACUGGUACUGCGAUCGCAUUUCCAAUUUUCUUCAAAUCAUCACCCAUUGAGCCUUUAGAGUGUUUUGGCGAACAAGCAACUCUAUGUACAUGAAGAGUUUGAGUGCUUUCGCCACCCACUUCCCUACUGAUAGCCUUUAAUCCCUACUAUCCUUUCCCCUCUAAGACGGCUUCUUCACACGGGUGAGAAGACAGUGGCCAAGGAUGACAAAUUUUAUUGCGUCACUUGUGUCCCUCCUUCUUCCCUACAUGACUCUUUCGGUCCUAAUGUGGUCUUGCGGGAUGAUUUUGGCGGUCAGAACGGUGACAAUUAUUGGCAUGCCGCUAACGGGAAAGAAGCUGGCAGCGGCGAUGCUCCUAACUUGAAAACGACCACUCCCAACCUCGGAAGAACCGAGAAGGCGACUUUUCUGCCCCCAAACACCGUCAAUGGGACGGGCGAACUGACAGUUAAUGUCGGAGAGAGCGACAUCAAUGGUGAGUGA
Spirometra erinaceieuropaei is the source of this 3866-nucleotide messenger RNA. The record is from the annotation of a GenBank genome assembly. NCBI's taxonomy places the organism in Eukaryota, Metazoa, Platyhelminthes, Cestoda, Diphyllobothriidea, Diphyllobothriidae.